AGUAGCCUGUCGCUGGGCCAGCCUCUACGUGUCGUGGUUUGUUCCAUGUGACUUGUGCUGUCGCGAGUGUGUGCCAUGGGAGAUCUACGCAACGCCGUCGGCUGGAUUCUGGCCCUUCUCACCGUCAGGAUUACCCAGUCAGCUAUCAUUGCUAGAGACCGAGAACCGAUCUCGAACGCCAUCCCAAGGUUCCUAUCCAGAGGGCAGACCUACAGAGUAGUCAUUGGAGACACCCUAGUAUUGCCAUGUGAAGUGGAGGAUUUAGGUGAUUUUGUGCUUCUGUGGCGAAGAGGCAGUGCUGUGCUAACAGCUGACAAGAUAAUGGUGAUACGAGACCAAAGGUUCCAGCUGGUGGAUGGAUACAAUCUACAAAUCAGCAACGUGAUGCCACAAGACGCUGGUGACUACGUGUGUCAGAUAGGAGACGGUGACAACAGAGACCAGAUACACACAGUGGAGAUACUGGUACCACCCAGCAUCAGACCGUCGCCUUCCAACGGUCAACUCACUGCCAGAAAGGGAGGGACGAUCACAUUGGAGUGUAAACCUUCCGGCAACCCGGUACCUACCAUUAUAUGGACUAGGAAGGACAACUCGCUACCGACGGGUGAGAAGUCUGUGGAAGGUUUUACCAUCACUUUAGACAAGGUGGAUCGUCAUCAGGCAGGAGUGUACCAGUGUACGGCACAGAAUGGGGUUGGGGAUCCAGUCACUGUAGAUAUGCAACUGGACGUGUUGUACCCACCAGAGAUUGAAGUUGAGCGAAGUUGGGUUCACUCAGGAGAAGGAUACGAAGCUCAACUAGUCUGCAUAGUUCAUGGAGAGCCUGCCCCUAAUAUGAUCUGGUACCAAGACAGCUUCCUCCUGGACCCCACAGAACGUCGCACCAUGGAGACCCGCGCUAACCGUCACACACUCACCAUCAGGAACGUCCAGAGUUCAGACUUCGGCAACUACAGUUGUGUGGCGGAUAACUCUCUCGGCCGUGCCAAGAAGUACAUGGAGCUCUCAGGAAAGCCCAGUCCGGCCGAGUUCAGAUCAGCUCCAUUCUCCAGAGCCAAGGACAGCUACAAUCUAACAUGGAUGGUAGAAAGUUACCCUCCUCUAGAAGAGGUCAGAGUACUCUAUAGAAAAGUAAUGAUGAACGACACCCACUCCAACCACGGCAAGUGGCACGAUGUGAUGUUGACGCCCACUAACGGAGAGACGUUCUCACAUCUCAUGUCGUACAACAUCAGAGGCCUGGAGCCGGCCUCCGUGUACGAGGCCAUUGUACAGGCCAAGAACCGCUAUGGCUGGAGUGAAGUGGCCGACGCCUACCAGUUCUUCACCAGGGGCCCUGGUCAAGAGACUUACGAUUAUCCCUCAGAACCCAAUAUGGAGGACAUGGAGCUGAUAGCUUCAGCCAAUCACAGCUCGAGUAUUCAACUGUCGUCAUUGUUGGCUAGUCUUUUACUGAUGAUCGUCCUUUUAUAGGAUAUAGCGGAGGAAAGUGAACGUUGGUUUGAACCUGCGAGGAUGACUAAGAAAGACUAUUUUUAAUUACGAUAAGUGAAAUUUUGUGAUAGUUAAGUGUAUAAACUGUGUCUCCAGUCCUACCGACGCCAUUUUGGUUCACUUUUUUGAAAAGUUACCUUUUAUUAAUAUACUGUAUUUAUGCUUAAGUGUACAUAUUUGAUUUAUGUGUAAGUUUUGCCGGUUUAGUCACAUGACGGGUGAUUUCCGGAGAGUCAAGUUUAAAAUGCUCGUAGAUGUUAAUUUUAAUGUUUCGUAUACGUAUUUUUAGAUGUUUUCAUCUACGUUCUUCGCCAUUUAAUUUUUAGCUUCCAGUGCGUAGCGUGAACUAGAAUGGCAGUGUGAAGUGUAGUUUUGUACAUGAGACCAAAACUUUUAUUUUAUUAUCGUGCGACUUAAUAUGGCCAGAAAACCUGAUCAAAGUAUAGACCUUUGUUCUCCGUAUUUUUAUAUAUAAGAAAACUACAAAAUCAAAAUAGAAAAUACUAGACGGUUAGAUUCACAGAUUUUCUUGUGAAUUAUUGUACAACAAUUUCUUCGUACAAUUUAAGCGAGCUUUUAAAAGAAAUUUUUAUCAUUUAAUGACUGAACAUUUAUUACUUGUGCUUUUUUACGUUAAGAACUACUAAAUAAUUUAGGAUCUAAGAUGUUUUGUAUAUUUAGGCUUGUAUAUCUAACGUAGCUUGUAAACAUUCUGUCAAGUUUCAAAAGCUUUUUGUAAUUAUGUAUCUCAGGUUAUUAUUUAGUGUUUAGUUUUAGUUUUAAUUUAAGAACAAUUAUUUCCAAACAUUUUUUAUCGACUUCUUUGUGUGCUCAUUUUUUAUUUUUAUAUAAACUUAUUUGUGUGCUCAUGUUCAUUUUAUAGUUUUUCCUCGAAUUCCCAAUUUUCAUCCUAAGAAUAUGUAUAAAUGUCUGUUCACUCUUGUAUAUAAAUGUCCAAAGUCUGUAUUAUAAUUGAAUAAACUUUUUUUGUAUACAUA
Molecule: messenger RNA, 2495 nt
Organism: Macrosteles quadrilineatus (aster leafhopper)
Lineage: Eukaryota; Metazoa; Arthropoda; Insecta; Hemiptera; Cicadellidae
Product: lachesin-like
Exons: 11
Coding region: 76-1476 (466 amino acids)
Biological process (GO): homophilic cell-cell adhesion; synapse organization
Cellular component (GO): plasma membrane; axon; neuronal cell body
Molecular function (GO): axon guidance receptor activity; protein binding
Source: RefSeq, a predicted model, not a curated record